UCGAACUGGGGUGCGGGGUUCGAAGUGCAGUGUAGCGCUAACCACUACACUGCCGUUCCCCUCAACACACAACACACACACAGGCACACGAGUGUAUAUGUACGUAUUUGCAUUCAUAAUUACACAAAUAACAGACAACAGGCGGAUUUUCACCGUUUUGUGAGAGAAAGGAAAAAUACAUGCCAUUCAAGAUUAUCCCGAGCGACUGUGCGAAUCAAUGUGACUGCAUGAGAUACACCUAAUGCUAACUUCAAUCCGCCGGUUAAUUCAUACAGUCUAUUAACUCAUUUAGCAACACCUGCUAAAUCCAUUGUUGCUUUGAAGAACCCACCCAUUUCCCCCAAACGGAGAAUAACUCUGAUCAAUCAUUGCACAGCUCCCCCUUGCACAGCAAAUGACAAAGGAAUAUGACCAUCAAGCCCCACUUGUGUGUGACGAUUGUGCGUGGAGCGGUGGCUGGAGCGGUUAGCGCACUGCGCUCCGAAGUCUAACAGCCGGAGUUCGAUUCCCGCUCAUGGUCAACAUCAAUGGUGAAUAUCAAAUGUGGUCCUGAGGCUCCCCUAGGUCUAUUCAGCCGUAAAUAAGUUGUGCAUGUGCAAACAUCGCCAUUGGGGAUGCAACGGUUGGUGAGGCGUGGUGCUGAUCACACCACCCCGUCAUGUGCUAUGAUGCCCUUCAUAGGGGGUUGCUAACAGGACUUUCCACAAUAGUCUGUUAAGGCUAUAGGGGGGAUCUGUAUCUUUGUGUAUUUGUGUGUGCACAGUCGUUGGCACUCUGUGCUACGAACCCAGUGACCUGAGUUUAGUUGCUGACCACUGCUUACCGCACUGGUGAGUGAUAUCCGAAUCGGUCCUGGGCCCCUCCUAGGUGCACUAGUGCUGGCCACACCACCCUCUCAUUCACCGGAGACAUCUUGAUAGAUGCUCACUUACAACACUUGUCCCAACACUAGCUGCACAGAAGAUGUGCUCAUGAAUUACUUGUUGGUGACCUGGAUUUGGUUUCUGGCCAUGGAUAACAUCAUUGGAAGGUGGUAUAUUAACCGGUCACUGGGCCUCCUUUGGUUAGUUUGGGGCGCCGUGGUGGCGAGAUCGUAACUUAUUUGAAAUUUGCAUGUCUCUCUCCCUGUGGUCGCGUGGAUUUAUUUCCGGGCCCUCCGGGUUUCCCCUCCACAUUUAGCAUCAACAUUCACGCGUUUAGAGUACUCGGCCGCUGUACAUUUCCAGUUGAUGAGUCGCCUUGUCAAGCUAUCAUCUAAAAAAGAGCUCGAGAGCUGGGCCUUACCCAAUCAUAUAAAAUAUACGUUACAGGCUUAAACAAGUACCUGGUGCAUGUACAACAUCAGCGCUGGGGAGACAAAGGCAGGUGGGUGUGAUAUUUGCCCCGGCCCACCUUAUUAUGCACUGUGCAGGCAUUCAUAAGCUGCUCAUUAAUAGCACUUGCACCAGCAGUCUGUCAGGCUAGGUGAUUUAAUCUGUUUAUUUGCCUGGCCUUCUGAGACGAAUGCCUGGAGAAUAAAAUGUUGGGUGGGUUUCUCAAAAAUCUAUGGGCCUGUAUCUUGCCUGGGACUCUCAGAAUGAAGUGUUUUGCCUGAGACCGCUGCUAAUGAUUCAGGGACACGAAGGAAUGCUCGUCUAAAUUCACUGCGCACACGGGUGCACACCUCCCUGAUGUGCUUUCACGGUGUGCCGCGUGGUGUUUGGCUUGAUGUCCGACGUUUCGCUGCAUGUGCUGGAAGCUCUUUCAGCAGCUGCAGGAUCUCCCAGCAGGUGGAGUGACAUGUCGGACAUCAUGCCGAAUGACACGCGGCACAACCAUUGGAGCCCAUCGGAGAGCUACGCAGCACAACCUCCAGCGUAGUUUGUCAAUCUGAUUUGCCUCCCAUCCCGUGGAGAGCGUCUCCCAGACGACUACACUAUGAUCUUGACCGGGUACGGCAUGGACAGUGCGACGGGCGUGCCUCCUGCCCUGAAGCAGGCGCGGAUGAAGCACAUCUCGCUGGAUCGCUGCCUCGGUUUGCUCGGUUCAAACGUCCGCGCCAACGGGGGACACAUCUGCGCCGGCUACAUGGAGGGGGGAGCAGACGCAUGCAACGGUGACUCGGGGGGACCUCUGGUGGCGCCCCGUGGCGACAAGUGGGCCCUGUUCGGCCUGGUGAGCUGGGGCAUGGCGUGCGGCACGGCUCCGGGCGUCUACACCGAGAUCUCGCACUACACCGACUGGAUCCGAGAGAAGAUGGGCAGCGACUGGAACGAUGCUGUCCUCUGCAACCCUUGGCUUGGCCUCUGAGCAGGCUGGGCGAGACGGGACGGCGCCAUCCAGGAUGAUCACUCCGCAACGACAUCAAUAAUCUCUCAUCGUGGAUGGAAGCAAUACAGUUGUGUGGUGUCCAGGCCACGGAUUGUUUUCUUUCGCACGUUUUGUGCCGUGUCAUGUCGCGCUAAAUGAGCAAUUGGUAAUGGUUUCGUUCAGUGUGCUGGCUCUUGUGCAGGCCUGCCCGUGUCUGAUCAGUGGCUAUUAUGCAAAAGUGAAACGCGCCACUUUCUUUUCUUGUCUGAGUUAUACGGUGGCAAAUACUGCGCGUAAAAUAAUGUUUUUUGAAAAAAAUUCGGGAAGACCAAAAUUCUUUAUGAGUUACCUGCUGUGUGGUGAGUCUAGGCUGAUGCAUUGUCAAAGUUGGCUGGCUUAACCCUGAAGCAAUAACACAUGUUUUUUGUAGCCUCUGUCUUUGUCUAUUGAGAUGUGCAUUACCACAAACUGCAUUAUCUGCAAUUGUAGCUAUUCCAUGCGUUGUUUUUGGAUUGUACUGAGCGCUGUUUGGUACAAUGUCCGACGUUUUCGCUUAUUCGGGAACUGCAUUCAUUUUCUGAAUUUAGUUCUUGAAUUCAUAAGCUCCCAGCAUGUGGAGCGAAACGUCAAACCUCGUGCUGAACACACAUGGUGCCAUCUGACAAACACAUCUGAGAGCUAAAACUGCGAAAAUGUACACAGUUGUAUGUGCAAUUGUUGACAACUGCAAAGCCAAACUUAUCGUAAUUGUCCUUUCUAUUUCAAAACAAUCGUCCGCAUUAAUUAUCAAAGCUUCAACUGUGCUUCAAGUUAGAUAUAUAAUGAGUGUUUUCUUUUUUUAAUAGUGGGGUGAUUAAGGCUUUAAAAUAAAUAAUUUAUCUCUUAACAGCAGCUGCAGGGCAUGUCCUUCCAGAGCAUGGAGGCAUUAAACCAUGCUGUUUAUUGUUGCAUGUUCAACAUUUGAAGAGUGUGAGAUAGGGUUUUUCAGAGAGUACACCCAAAAGUCCAACCGACAUUUGGAGCAAAAACAAGAUCCUUUCAGUAAUGCCCUUCUGUCGUAAAACAAAUAACAAAUGUAAAAAAGAAAACCCUACGUUAAAAUAUCAGCUUAAGAAAGAAAAUCGGCCAAUAUUUAGGAACCUGCCCCAAAUGGACACCUAAUGUGCAACAUUAAAACAUCAGGAAUGAUGGAAUUAAAUCACGAUGAUGAAUUUUGCAGUGUUUUUUUUCUUUCUCCUGUGCAUGCUUUGUCACACAGGCACACGGUAUCAGUGGCGUACAUCACAGUGUAGAUAAUGGGCCUUGCAGCUAUUUGUGCUCAUUAAAUGAAACCCUCAUCAAAUUAGACGCGAAACAAAAUAACGCGACCAAGAAAAUGCAACCCUUAUCGAAAUCUUGCGGGACACAGCGUGACGGGAUGUGCUUUUAAAAUGUGCAUUUUCCUGGAUCGCUGCCAUUUUUUUUCAAAGCCUGUGGAUCUCGCUCAUUAAAAUUUAAUAUCCUCAUCCUUGCAACAAAAAAAAUAAAAAGCGGUCUGGUCCCUAUA
Molecule: messenger RNA, 3835 nt
Organism: Petromyzon marinus (sea lamprey)
Lineage: Eukaryota; Metazoa; Chordata; Hyperoartia; Petromyzontiformes; Petromyzontidae
Source: RefSeq, a predicted model, not a curated record